UCUGUCCCGGGAUGAGUUCAGCACCUGUGGCUGUGUGAGUGAAGCUCUUCUCUGCUUUACACAAACACAGUUCCUUGUACAAACCGCAUCCAAAUUCUCUGAACAUGGAUAUAGGAGAAGCGGAGGACGAAAUCCAGUUUCUGCGAACUAGGGAUGAGUUAGUGUUGAGGUGCUGCUCAUCAGGCCCUCAUCAGCAGAAAUUGUGUUUAGCUGCAGAAGGUUUUGGUGAGCGCCUCUGUUUUCUCGAGUCCACCUCCAACUCAAAGAAUGUUCCAGCAGAUCUGUGUGUGUGUGUGUUUGUUCUGGACCAGUGUCUGUCUGUCCGAGCGCUGCAGGAGAUGCUAGCCAAUCGUGAAGAUCUUUGUACAGCGUCACAUGAGGCGGCUGGUCGUCGUACUCUGCUUUAUGGUCAGGCUGUGCUGUUUCGGCAUGCCUAUAGUGACAUGUAUCUUUGCUGUCUGUCUACAUCAGGGCUCUCCUCUGACAAACUGGCUUUCGAUGUCGGUUUGCAGGAGGACACCAAAGGUGAGGUGUGCUGGUGGACGGUUCACCCUGCUUCCAAACAGAGGUCAGAGGGUGAGAAAGUGCGAGUGGGUGAUGACCUCAUCUUAGUUAGUGUUUCCUCAGAGAGAUACCUACAUGUGUCGUGGACUAACGGUGAAGGGAAUGACAGUGGUGUUGGCCGAGUGGAUGCAGCCUUCCAGCAGACGCUGUGGAGUGUGGCCCCUGUUUCCUCUGGGACUGUGAAAACACAGGGUCAUGUGAGAGGAGGUGACACUGUUCGUUUGCUACAUGGACACACAGAUGAGUGUUUGACCAUCCGUGCAGCCAAACACAAACCAGACCAGCACAGGUCUGUGCAUUUUGAAGGAGGCUUGGUCUCUCUUCAGGCUCGAUCUUUAUGGAGGCUUGAGACAUUACAUGUUGUAUGGAGCGGUAGUCAUAUUCACUGGGGUCAACCGUUUCGUCUGCGUCACCUCACAACUGGAUCAUUCCUGGGACUGAUCCACGAUCAGGGACUACAGCUGGUGGAAAGAGACAGAGCUGAUGUUAAAUGUACAGCUUUCGCCUUUCGAGCCUCAAAGGAGGAGAUCGCUGAGAGCUCAGAUUAUGUUAAGAGGAGAGAUGGCAUGGGCGCACCUGAGAUUAAAUAUGGCGACUCUCUCUGCUUCAUUCAGCAUGUGGGCACAGGGCUUUGGCUCACAUAUCAGACCACUGACUCUAAGAGACAGAAGGAAAGCGUGUCGCAGAGACAGGCUGUUCUUCAAGCAGAAGGUCACAUGGAUGAUGGCAUCACUCUGUCCCGCUCUCAGAGGGAGGAGUCACAAGCUGCGUGUCUCAUUCGAAGCUCAGUCCUUCUCUUCUCACAAUUCAUUAGCAGACUAGAUGAUGUCACCCAGAAAGAAAACAUCACCAAUUUCAAUCUUCCGAUUGAGAUGAUCCGUCUAACCCUCCAAGAUUUGCUUGGUUAUUUUCAUUGUCCUGAAAAGGGGCAAGACCACAAGAUCAGGCAGGGAGACAUUGGAGCGCUGAAGAACAGACAAAAUCUCUUUCAAGAUGAGGGUAUAAUCCUUCUAGUGCUGGACUGCAUUGACCACCUGCAUGUGUACAACAGUGCAGCUCAUUUUGCUGAGGCUGUUGGAAAAGAGGCAGGAGAGUGUUGGGAAGGGGUCUUGAAUGCUUUUUAUGAGCUGUUAGCUGCUCUUAUCCGGGGUAAUCGGAAUAAUUGUGCCCAGUUUUCUGGCUCUUUGGACUGGCUGGUCAGCAGGCUGGAGAGGCUAGAGGCUUCCUCUGGAAUAUUGGAAGUGUUACACUGCGUGUUGGUAGAAAGUCCUGAAGCUUUGAAUGUUAUUAAGGAAAGUCACAUAAGAACUAUCAUCUCGCUUCUGGACAAACAUGGAAGAAACCAUAAGAUAUUAGACGUGUUGUGUUCACUCUGUGUGUGUCAUGGGAUGGCUGUCCGCUCUAAUCAGCAUUUGAUUUGUGACACACUGCUGCCUGAAAGAGACCUGCUGCUGCAGACAAGACUGAUUAACCAAGUUUCCAGUGUACGUCCAAACAUCUUUCUGUGUACAAGAGAUGACAGCGCCCAGUACAAAAAGUGGUAUUAUGAGGUUGUAGUUGAGAAAGCGGAGCCGUUUGUGACAGCAGAGCCUACUCAUCUGCGAGUGGGAUGGGCCAGCACUGAAGGGUACCGUCCUUCACCCACUGGGGGUCACGACUGGGGAUCUAACGGUGUUGGAGAUGACCUCUGCUCUUAUGGCUUUGAUGGACUCCAGCUUUGGACAGGAGGUGUAGGUCGCCGAGUUAGCUCACCCAAUCAGCACUUGCUAAGGGAAGAUGAUGUCAUUAGUUGUUGCCUUGACCUCAGUGCAACCUGCAUCUCCUUCCGGGUCAAUGGACAGCCAGUUCAAGGCAUGCUAGAGAACUUCUGCGUGGAUGGACUGCUGUUUCCAGUGGUCAGCUUCUCAGCUGGAGUGCAGGUGCGCAUGCUGUUUGGAGGUCGACAGGGGGAGUUCAGGUUUCUUCCUCCUGCUGGAUUCUCUCCAUGUGCUGAAGCUCUUCUCCCCAAAACACGCUGCAAGCUGGAGCUGUGUCACGAACUCACUCGUAAUCACACUGAAACCCAGCGUGACCUCUUAGGCCCUGUGGUACCUAUUAACCCAGUGACCUUCACACCCGUUCCUGUGGAUUCCAGCCAGGUUGAAUAUCCUCCACAGCUGGAGCAGAUCAGAGAACGAUUAGCUGAAAAUCUUCAUGAGCUCUGGCUUAUUGACAAAAUAGAGCAGGGCUGGACCUACGGACCUGUUAAAGAUGAAGGUAAAAAAGUACAUUCAUGCCUAGUUGAGUUCUCCAAACUCCCAGAUCAAGAGCGAAUCCACAGCCUUCAGUCAUCUGAGGACAUUCUGAGAACUCUUCUGGCUUUUGGGGUUCAUAUUGGACUCUCUGAUGAACAUGCCGAAGAGAAUGUCAAAUAUGUUCGCCUUUCAAAUAAGUAUGAGCUAUGGAAUGGAUAUAAACCAGCCCCUGUGGAUCAGUCCCGGGUUGUGCUAACAGAUGCUCAGGGAGAGCUGGUGGAAUAUCUGGCUGAAAAUGAACACAACAUCUGGGCCAGAGAGCGCAUCAGGCAGGGCUGGAGCUAUGGCCCACAGCAGGAUGUAAAGUUUAAGAGAAGUACCCAACUAGUGCCAUUUUAUCUGCUGGAUGAGAGGUACAAACAGGCUGGUAGAGAUGCCAUGAGAGAUGCACUGGGCACCCUUCUUGGGUUUGGAUACACUGUGGAACCGCUGGAGAAAGAGCAUGCUUCAAGUAGUAGUGUCAAGUCUGUGGGUGCAGAGAGAUUUCGUAUUUUCCGUCUGGAGCAGCUCUUUGCGGUGCAUUCUGGUAAAUGGUACUUUGAGUUUGAGGCUGUAACUGAUGGAGAGAUGAGAGUAGGCUGGGCUCGACCUGGAUGUAAACCUGAUGUGGAUCUCGGGUCAGAUGAUCAGGCCUUCGUGUUUGAUGGCUCCAAGGGGCAGUGGUGGCAUGGUGGGGCAGAGCGAUUGGGUGGCUGCUGGAAGAGAGGGGAUGUUAUUGGAUGUUUGCUGGAUCUGACAACUGACACUAUGAUGAUCACUCUUAAUGGAGAGCUACUGCUAAACAGUCAUGGUUCUGAAUUUGCUGUGAAAGACUUAAUUAAAUCUGAUGGUUUUCUGCCUGUUUGUAGUAUAGGUAUUAAUCAGGUGGGUCGUCUGAAUUUGGGUUGCCAGAUUGAGUCACUGAAAUUUUUCAAUGUUUGUGGCCUACAAGAGGGAUAUCAGCCUUUUGGUCUGAACAUGAGUAAAGAUCUACCACUGUGGAUGAGCUGGAGAGCGCCUUUGUUCAUUCCUAUACAAGAUAACCAUCCUAACAUACAGGUGCUCCGCGUUGAUGGAACCGUCAACAACACCCCAUGUCUAAAAGUAACUAAGAGGGUUUUUGGACAUGAAGAAAGAGGCUCAGGCAGCGUUGGAUUUUACCGUCUCAGUAUGCCGAUAGAGUGUGCGCAGGUUUUCUGCGGUCCUGGUGACGCUUCUGUGCCUACCAGCAGUGCUGCGAUCUGUCAUCUCAGAGAUCCAGAGGACGGUGAAGUCGAUUCUGACUUUGAGCUGCUAAUGAAAGCUCACAGAUAUGCAGGAUCCAGAGAUGAACUCAAUAAUCACAAAGACCACAGUCAGGAGAAGCCAUCCAGACUCAAACAGAGGUUUAUGCUGAAGAAGAAACAGGAGUUAAACACCAGCCACUCAUCAGCACGUCUUCUGGAGGAAGUUCUAGCUAUUGAGAAAAAUGAAGAAAACCGCCUUGUUCGUUGCACUACGUAUUAUUACUCUGUGAGAAUCCCCUUCAGUCAGGAGCCCUCUUGUGUUUGGGUGGGCUGGGUGACCUCUAAAUUCAGCCACCAUGAUGUGAGCUUUGACCUAGACAGCAUUUGCACCGUUACAGUCACUCUUGGGGAUGAAUGGGGCAAAGUUCAUGAGAGUGUGAAGCGGAGCAGCUGUUACAUGGUUUGUGCAGCAGAGGGCAGUAGUUUAUCCCACAGUCGCAGCAGCAAUGGACUGGAGAUUGGAUGUCUGGUCGACACAGCCACAGGCCUUCUGACAUUUACUGCAAACGGCAAGGAGAUCACAACAUACUACCAGGUGGAACCAGGCACCAAGCUUUUCCCUGCGGUAUUUGCUAAAGCCACCAGUUCUAAUGUCUUCCAGUUUGAGCUCGGCUGUAUCAAGAAUGUGAUGCCAUUAUCAGCGGGAGUUUUUCGGAGUGAGAGAAGAAAUGCGAAUCCUCAGUGUCCUCCUAGACUGUGUGUUCAGCACCUAACACAUACACGGUGGACUCGAGUACCAGAUCACACACAGUCUGUGGAAAUGAGCCGUCUGGAGGAGAGAUAUGGCUGGAGAGCUCAAUGUUCUCACAUCCAGCAGAUCAUGACGCUGUACAUUCCUGAAGAGAGCAGGUGUGUGGACAUUCUGGAACUCUCCGAAUCACAUGAUCUCCUCAAAUUCCAUAACCACACCCUCCUCCUUUACUCUGCCCUCUCAGCUCAUGGAAACACACACGUAAGCCACGCCCUCUGCAGCCACGUGGACCAGUCACAGCUCUUAUUUGCCUUGCAGUGCUCCAGAAUGCCAGGCCACCUGCGAACCAGCUAUUACAACCUCCUCAUCAACAUCCACCUAGACGCCCACGCCAGUGCCAGGCAGACCAUGAAUCAUGAAUACAUUGUGCCAAUGACAAACACACAAUCCAUAACCCUCUACAAAAGCAAUGAAAAGGUGGAGAGGUUUCCAGGGAGUGACCGCAGCACUUCGUUAUGGCCCAAAAUGCACUUCACAUCACCUUGCUUCAUCAGGUCUAAUAAUAAAAUUGAUCUGGUGGAUGGAGACGAAGGCAGGGUUUUGUGGAGUAGUUUGCGCCAGGACAGUCCAGAGAUCCCAUUGGAUGUUUUGAAGGCUGUUGUGAUUGCAAUGCUAAAGGAAGCAGUGAUGGUGGUGGGACAGGGUGUGAGGGAUCCCACAGGGGGAAGUGUUGAGCUCCUGCUGGUUCCUCUGCUGAACUUGAUUCACACUCUCCUUCUAAUGGGUGUGUAUCAGGGGGCCGAUCUGGAGGCUGUGUUUAGUCUCAUCCUGCCGAGCGAGUACAUGAGAGCAACACAGAGAACAGAAGAGACAGAUGAGCUUGGAGAAAGAGAUGGAGGUGCAGAGGAAAAAGAGAAAGGAGAUUGGAAAUAUGAUGUGCUUCUUCAGAUGAAGCUGCCAGAAGCUGUCAAGUUACAGGUUUGCCAACUUUUGAAGUACUUGUGUGACUGCCAAGUUCGUCACAGAGUCGAAGCGGUGAUAUCAUUCUCCGGUGACUUUGUAGGUCAUCUUCAAGAGGACCAGCGCUUCCGCUACAAUGAAGUUGUGGAUGCGCUCAACAUGUCCGCUGCUCUCACUGCUCGCAAAACCAAAGAGUUUCGUUCCCCACCUCAAGAACAGAUAAACAUGAUGCUGAGCUUUCGCGAGGACUGUCUGGAAUGUCCUUGCCCAGAGGACAUCCAAGAUCUGAUGUGGGAAUUCCAUCAGGAUCUAAUGAGCCACUGUGGAAUUGAGAUAGAGAGUGGUUCAGAGAAUGAGAAUGAGGAUGACCUGUCAAUCAGGAAUCAUCUCCACGGCCUAGUGGAUAAAAUAAUGCAUUUAAAGAGGAGAAUGUCAGGCCUGCCUGAGGAGAUAGCGAGCAAACCUGUGUCUCUGCAGCAGCUGAUAUCAGAAACCAUGCUGCACUGGGCUCAGGAGGAGACGAUUGAAGACCCAGAUUUGGUGCGCGCUGUUUUCAGUCUGCUGCAUCAACAGUAUGCCGGUCUGCAUGGCCAGAUGUCUGCGCCGCUACAGAAGGCUUACUGUAUCAGCCAGACAUCUGUGGAAGACACUCUUCACCUUCAGUGGGCUCUAGCAUGCAUCCGUUCAUUGCUCAAGGCCAGGAUGGGCAAAGAAGAAGAGGAAUGCAUGAUCAGAGGACUGGGUGACAUCAUGAACAAUAAAGUUUUCUAUCAGCAUCCUAAUUUAAUGAGAGCUCUGGGGAUGCACGAGACUGUCAUGGAGGUGAUGGUGAACGUCCUUGAUGCUAGAGAAUCCAAGGAAAUCAUAUUCCCUAAGAUGGUUGCGCACUGCUGUCGUUUCUUGUGUUAUUUCUGUCGAAUCAGUCGCCAGAACCAGAAGGCCAUGUUUGAUCAUCUCAGCUACCUGCUGGACAAUGGCAAUGUUGGACUUGCAUCUCCCUCCAUGCGAGGAUCAACUCCUCUGGAUGUGGCGGCUGCUUCAGUCAUGGACAACAACGAGCUGGCGCUUUCUCUUACAGAGGCGGACCUGGAGAAAGUCGUGCAGUAUUUGGGAGGCUGUGGUUUGCGUAGUUGUGCUCUGCUGGUUUCUAAAGGGUAUCCAGAUAUUGGCUGGAAUCCUGUAGAGGGAGAACGCUACCUGGACUUCCUGCGAUUUGCAGUAUUUUGCAAUGGUGAGAGCGUUGAGGAAAACGCUUACGUGGUGGUUAGGCUUCUGAUUCGCCGACCCGAGUGCUUUGGCCCUGCCCUUCGAGGGGAGGGGGCAAAUGGUCUCCUAGCAACCAUGGAGGAAGCCAUCAGGAUAUCCAACCAGCAAGAUGGAACCACUGCACACAGUUCCAGCAGGACACUUGACACACUCGAUGAAGAUGAUCAUGACGUCAUCCACAUGGGACAUGCCAUAAUGACCUUCUACUCUGCUCUGAUUGAUCUGUUGGGUCGCUGCGCCCCUGAGACGCAUCUCAUAGAAGCAGGGAAAGGUGAGGCCAUUCGAAUCAGGGCCAUCUUGAGGUCUCUUGUUCCCAGAGAGGAUCUGGAAGGAAUCAUCAAUAUUCCAUUCAGUUUACCUGUUGUGAACUCAGAUGGUCUAGUGGUCGAACCGGACAUGUCUCGGAUGUUUUGUCCGGAUCACAAAGCAGCCAUGGUGCUGUUUUUGGACCGGGUUUAUGGAGUUCAGGAUCAGCAGUUCGUGCUGCGUCUACUGAAGUUUGGUUUCCUGACGGAUCUGAAAGCUGCUGUUAACAUGGAUACUACAGGGUUAGGUGGAACAGACAUGGCACUGGCCAUCAAUCGAUACCUAUGUGUGGCCGUUCUGCCGCUGCUGAGUAAAUACUCGUCUCUGCUUUGUGACUCCUCAUCUUCACGGAGCGGGCCGGUGGACGAGCUGCUGCAGGGUGUCUAUAGCCUCUCUAAAGCCAGCGGACUCACCAAGGCCCAGAGAGAAGCCAUACAGGACUGUCUGCUGGCAGUGUGCGGAAAGCUAAAGCCCUCCAUGGUGCAGCCUCUGUUGCGUAAUCUUGUGUUUGACGUCCCGCAGCUUCCAGAAAACUCCAAAAUGCCACUUAAGCUGUUGACCAAUCAUUAUGAGCAAAGCAGGAAGUACUACUGUCGGAGUUAUGGAUUUGGUGACUUUGGCUCCGCCUCAGAGGAAGAACUUUGUCUGACCAGGAGGCUGUUUUGGGGGAUAUUCAGUGCUCUUGCCAAAAAAUCUUAUGACGCAGACCUGUUCAAACUGGCUCUCGGGUGUCUCAGUGCAGUUGCUGGAGCAAUUCCUCCUGACCACCUUGACCUGAGCUGCACCGGCGGAAGAGAGAGACACUCAGUGAUGGAUUCAGAGAGAGGCUUUUGUCCUCAACCCCUGGACACCUUAAAUGUGACAAUUCCAGAAAGUCUGGAGUUUGUGGUGAACAAAUAUGCUGAACAUACACACGAGAAAUGGUCAAUGGAAAAGUUUGGUAAUGGUUGGGUUCAUGGAGAACAGCUUUCAGAGAGCUCUAAAGUUCAUCCACUCUUAAAACCUUACAGAGCUUUGUCUGAAAAGGAUAAAGAAUGUUAUCGAGGGGUCAUUAAAGAGACGGUGAAAUGCAUGCUGGUCUUAGGCUGGACCAUUAAGAGGACUAACGAGGGGGAGUCACACGGCAUUCACAACCCAGCUAGGAGGAUCUCACAGUCUGGCAAGCUGUCUUUUGAAGGAGCCUCCACGUUCAGUCCAAAGCCUGUGGACACCAGCAGCGUCACUCUUACCUGGGAUCAGUAUGCUAUGGCGGAGCGGCUGGCUGAGAAUUAUCAUCACAUCUGGGCAGCCAGGAAACUGCAGGAGCUGGAGAGUAAAGGAGGGGGCAGUCAUCCUCUGCUCGUCCCGUAUGAUGCUCUGAGUGUUAAAGACAAGAGUCGAGUCCGAGACAAAGCUCAGGAUGUUCUCAAGUUCUUCCACGUCAAUGGCUACUCAGUGAAGAGGAACAGAGAGGUGGCAGAUGCUGAUUCCCCAGCGAUCGCCAGCCGCUUCGCUUACGGCCUGAUCCAGCAAGCCCUCCGUCUCACUGAACGAGCCCAGGAGAGCGUAAUAGAGCUGGCCCGAGGGCAGAUUAACAAGGCUGAAAGAGUCCCUCACGAACAACAAAUUCACUUCUUCAUUAAGGUUUUAUUGCCACUGCUAGAUCAAUACUUCAAAAAUCACCACCUUUACUUCAUGUCCACUACAAUGUCUUCCCUUAGAGAUGGCUGUCAGUCCACCAGUAAAGAAAAAGAGAUGGUUACUAGUUUAUUCUGUAAACUCGGAAGUCUAGCCAGGCGCAGAAUCUCUAUCUUUGGAAAUGAUGCCCUUGCUUUGGUGAACUGCCUACAAAUCUUGGCACAGUCCCUGGAUGGAAGGAUGCUAAUGAAAACCACCAGUGAAUCUGUCAGAGGGUCAAUAGGGUCAUUUUUUGAAGCUGCAGCAGAGGAUCUGGAGUUAAUGGUGGAAAACGUGACUUUGGACGGCCUGAACCGAGCCCAGAAAAGGGGCGACCCUGAGCUCAUAGCAUACACCACCACUGCCCUGAUUCCGGUACUCAGCGCCAUCUUCCAGCACGACUCCCAGAGGCAGAGCGGAGCUGGACUGAUCCUGGAUGAAGUGCAGUCCUGUUGUUACAGAAUCCUCAGCAGUCUAUACAUCCUUGGCACCUGCAGCGGCUCCUUUAUCGAGAGGCAGAGGUCGGUCUUGGGGGAGUGUCUGGCCGCAUUAUCUGCAGCCUUUCCCGUGUGUUUCUUGGAGCUGAGUGACCUUCAUUCUCACUUUGACACUUUGAGUAAUGAAGGUAUAGAAGAGAAAGCCUGUAAGCUCCUCCCCAAUUUGCAUGAGGCUUUCUUAGAGGUGGAGGAGCUGGCAGGGGCGGGGUCUUCGGCUCGCCAUGCUCUUUUAUUGAGGGUCACAGAGGUCACACUUCCGCUACUGUGCAGUUAUGUCUCUCGAUGGGGUGAAGUUGAUAACCAGGCAUCCCAGGAGGGCCACUGUUCCUCUGUCACACCCCAACACGCUAAUGCACUGCUGGGUUACAUCCUCUCUAUCAUCCACGCUCACCUGGGGACUUCAGACAGUGCUUGGAUGAAACGCCUUGCAGUAUUUGGCCAGCCCAUCAUCAACAAGGCAGAGCCACACCUCCUGAAAAGACACUUCCUGCCUCUGAUGGAAAAGUUAAGGAAGAGGGCGGAGUCAGUGCUGCUGGAGGAGGAGCACUUGAAGAUGGAGGGGCGUGGCGAUGUCUCAGAGCAGGAGUUAGACAUCCAGGAGAGGUUUACUGUGUUGGUUCAAGACAUCUAUGCGUUUUACCCUUUGCUCAUUCCUUUUAUUGACCUCCACAGAAUGAGUUGGCUGAGAGAGGUAAAUGCAGAUGCUGAGAAGCUUUUCUCCCUUGUGGCUGAAGUGUUCAUUUUCUGGGCUAAAUCUCAUAAUUUCAAAUGGGAAGAACAGAACUUUGUGGUUCAAAAUGAAAUCAACAACAUGGCAUUCCUGGUGAACAGCAGCAAAAGCAGAAUGAACAAGGGAGGAGUGUUCUGCCAGGAGAGGAGGAAGGUGAAGAGGAAAGCCGAUCGUUACUCCACACACACCUCUCUCAUUGUGGCUGCCCCCAAAAAACUCCUUUCUGUAGCCAUGAAUGGAUGUUGCCAUGGCGAUCAGGGCCUGGUCAGCCAUGCCAAAAGUCGUUUUGCUCAGAGGGACACAGAAGAUGAGGUCCGGGCAUACAUUCACAGCAUCCUACAACAGGAUCUGUGUGGAAACUCAGUAGAUCCCCUCAGAGUUGAGAGGAUCUUGAGCAUCGCUCGUGUUCUUUUCCACCUCGAUCAGGUGGAGCACCCUCAGAAGAUGAAGAGGCCAGUGUGGUAUAAGAUGUUGUCUAAGCAGAGGAAACGCGCUGUAGUUGCCUGCUUAAGAAUGGCUCCUUUGUACAAUCUCCCCAGGCACCGAGCGGUGAACCUCUUCCUGCAGGGUUAUGAGCGAGUCUGGCUGAAGGCUGAGAAUGACUCACCUGAGGACAGGCUAAUUGAAGAUCUGGCUAAAGCAGCUCAUGUAGAGAUCCUGAAGGAGGGAGCAGAGCAGAGAAACCGCAUUGAUCCACUUCAUCAGCUUAUCAAUCUCUUCAGUCAAUGUGCCUUGACUCAGAGAAGUAAACUUGAGGAGGAUGGUCUGUACAUGUGCUAUGCAGAAAUUAUGGCCAAGAGCUGCCAAAGUGAGGAAGAGCAGGAUGAAGAUGGCCUGAAAUCAUUUGAGGAAAAAGAGAUGGAAAAACAGAGGCUGCUGUAUCAGCAGGCUAGACUUCAUGAUCGUGGAGCUGCAGAGAUGAUCUUACAGAAGCUCAGCGCGAGCAGAGGUGAUAUGGGGCCUAUGGUAGCAGCCACAUUGAAGCUGGGCAUUGCAAUCCUGAAUGGAGGAAACACGUCAGUCCAGCAGAAAAUGCUGGGUUACCUGCGGCGGAAGAAAGACGUGGGCUUCUUUCACAGUCUGGCUGGCCUAAUGCAGUCUUGCAGUGUGCUGGAUUUGAACGCGUUUGAGAGGCAGAUCAAAGCUGAGAGUUUAGGAGUGGGUGCGGAGGACAAUUCAGGUGAUAAAGUAAUGGCAGAUGAACAGCUGACCUGUGAUCUUUUCCGAUUCCUCCAGCUUCUAUGUGAAGGCCAUAAUUCUGAUUUCCAGAAUUACCUGAGGACUCAAACUGGAAAUAACACAACGGUCAACAUCAUCAUCUCCACUGUGGAUUAUCUGCUCAGGGUCCAGGAGUCCAUCAGCGAUUUCUACUGGUAUUAUUCAGGGAAGGAUGUGAUUGAUGAGCGUGGUCAGCACAACUUCUCCAAAGCCAUCACCGUGGCCAAGCAGGUGUUCAACACGCUCACCGAAUACAUUCAGGGUCCGUGCACAGGGAACCAGCAGAGUUUGGCUCAUAGUCGUCUAUGGGAUGCUGUAGUCGGUUUUCUUCAUGUGUUUGCCCAUAUGCAGAUGAAGCUUUCUCGGGAUUCCAGCCAAAUAGAGCUGCUGAAGGCUUUGAUGGACUUACAGAAAGACAUGGUGGUAAUGCUGCUUUCCAUGCUUGAAGGUGAGAGAAACCUUUCUGCUAGUGACAAAUGUGUCAAUUACACGCUAAUUUAAUAUACUAAUAUCAGUAUGUAGUGUCCCGGCUGUUCAAUAUAGGGCACAGUUUGCAUGAAUAACUGGAAGUUUGAAAGCUUUCAUGCUGACCUGAGUGUGCACUGGAGG
Molecule: messenger RNA, 12056 nt
Organism: Danio rerio (zebrafish)
Lineage: Eukaryota; Metazoa; Chordata; Actinopteri; Cypriniformes; Danionidae
Source: RefSeq, a predicted model, not a curated record